GAUGCGGGCAUUGCCGAGCGGAUUUUAACUUCACAAGUGAUGUCUUUGCGGUGGUUAAAUGCCAAAGCCGUUCUUAUCGAGGAGGGCGGCAUGAUCAGUGGUGAUGCAUUUGAUAAAGCGGAAGCAGUUGCCCGGAUCGUGCGGGGCAGGGAGGAAUACUUUGGGGGGCUGCAGGUGAUUUUUGUGGGUGAUUUUUGUCAGCUCCCUCCAAUUUCUGAUAUCGUGCGUGUGGAGCAUGGUGAUGAUGAGUAUGCUGAGACGGAAGUCACGUACGCAUUCCAGGCAAGGCGUUGGAAUGCUGCAAGUUGGGAGUACGUGACGCUGCUGAAAUGUUGGCGACAAUUACAUGCCGCACCUGCAGGCGGCGAAGGAAUGGGGGAAAUUAAUGGAGCUGUGGCAGUAGAUGACGAUGCAGAGGAUUUGUUGUUGCCUCUAUUGUGCAUUGUGCGUACGUGCACUGGUGACACGCUGCCUGACGCUGUGCGGGAAGCUCUGAGCCUUGCACGGCAUGUCACCUGGACCAAGGAGGAGAACGACUCGGCUACCAACCUGCUGCCCAAGAAACACCAGGUUCGCUCCUUCAACCUGGAGAAAACGCCACGGGAAGGCAGAGAGCGGUUCGCAGCUGUUGACAGGUACAAAGGGAAGACGUAUGUGUGGACUCGGGAUCCGGCAGCUGGACAAGAGUUUGUGCAUCCGGAGUUGCUGCAAGGUGCGGGCGCUCCUGUGGCUACCAAGAGGUUCCGGUGUGGUGCAGCAUCUGCGCGCGAUGAUCAGGCUGGUGAUCGAAACCAGGUGAAGGCUGUUUUUCAUAGGAUCACCGCCGAUCCGUACCUUACGCUUGCCGUGGGGUCGGAGGUGAUUGCGACCGCAAACUUUGGGGAUGUUGCAAACGGUACCCGGGGUGUUGUGAAGGCGUUCUUGCAAUUGGACGACGGGGAGCAAAUGCAUUACGACGAAAUAAAGCUUUUGCAUGAUGGAUCUCGAGGUGGCCGGCCACGAGGUGUUCAGGCAGAUGACAUUCGGCACCUUUAUCCCCAAGUGCAUGCUCAGCGGAUGUGGCCGGAGGUUGAAUGGACGGAUUCUAACGGCAAGAAGUCCGUGUCGGUGGUAAUGCCCAUGUGGUUCAGCGUGAACGACUACCACUGUGGUUCGGAGAUCUGCGCGCGCUUGCAGCUUCCAUUGCUGCCAUCGUACGCCUUAACAGUUCACAAGGCACAGGGGUUAACUCUACGCCGCGUCACCCUGGAUGUCAGCAAUAUAUUUGACUUCGGGCAGCUGUACGUGGCGCUGUCACGUGUUCGUCGCUUUGCGGACCUGCGGAUUGUGGGCAAUAUACCCGCAAAGCUGAAACUUGCCCGCGCGUCAGUCGUGCAGUUUGAAGAGGCAACACGGUGGCGUGUGCUUGACAACAGUGCUGGUGCGUGACGCAAGCAGUACUGGUUAGGGUGAGAGCAAUCCAAUCGCUCGCUACAGUGCUGAUUUUACGCUGUGUGGUGCGUGCAGGUAUGAUGCGGGAGGUUACUUUAGCUGAGCAGGAUUGGUUUCAAGUGUACCGUGGUGGUGGAGGCCAAGUUGCAAGUACCGACAAGGACAGUGUUGCAACAUAUGCAUAUGUGUUGGAUGCUGCGAGUGCAGCACGUGGUGUUGCUUUGGGGCAAGGGUGCCGGAAAUUCCCAAACAUUGUGACGUGCCAGGCUGGACCAGCGCACAUAGAAUUAUCGUGGAAGUCGGUACUACGGUUUAAGCCUUCAGGAUGGCUGAACGAUGACGCGCUGGAUGCAUGGGUUGCGCUGUUGAACAUGGCGGCUGGGGACACUUAUGUUUUCAACUCGUUCUUCUACACAAAGCUGAUGGAGGCCGGGUUUGAUUACGCGCGUGUUGCACGCUGGACGUUGCCAGCCAAGCUGCCAGUGUGGUUGAGGGAGCGCAACAUGCCUUGCUUGCGGGCAGUACGAAAACUUGUAUGGAUAGUUAACGUGAGAAACCAGCAUUGGGUGCUUGUUGUUGCGCACAUGGAAGAACAGUGCUUGGUCCUUCUGGAUUCGUUGUUUGGAAACAAUAAGUCGGUGUUAGAGAAUAUUGCCCGGUGGUUGAUACAUGAAGCAGCAGAGAAGUUGGGUGAGCGCUGGUGCGCAUCGAAGUGGCGCAUGGCAAUAGCAAAGCCAGGAGACAUACCAAUGCAGCAGGGUGGUGUCGACUGCGGUGUGUUUGUGUCCAUGAUGGCUGAGGCUUUGGUGAAAAAUCGAAAAUUUACCCAUGCUAUGUGUGGAAUUGAUAGGGAAAGGCGUCGCAUGUUGUGCGAGAUUGUUGACUAUGCAAGAAGCCAUGAAGGGACUGUGCUAAGUGCAGCUGAGGUUCGGGACAUGUUGGACAUUGGCGACAAGAGCAAAAGUGGUGGAGGCGAUUUUAUUGAUCUUACCAGUGAUGGCGACGCGUGAUAAAGUGCCGGAGGCAAGGCCUGCGGCCGGGGCUGAUUGCACGUACGCAGGGGUUGGUCGCUCUUAGCACGUAGGUGUGGGCUUCCAGGCCGUGCCACCACGGCCGGUCUGCGGGAGACUGUGAGGGGGAAUCGCGUGUAAGGUUGCUGCUAUGUACCGCGUACCGCAAUCGUUGCGGCGGUUGCAGCGCUAGGCUAGGCUCAGGGCAGAAGGUAGGUGGCAAACGUACACUUCACCGCAAUCAUAACAGCAUUGCUUGGGCCAUUGCCCGGGAAGUAACACGUGCAGAUGUGCGGUGAGACGCAAGACACACCCCUUCGCCUAUCUAUGAAACACGAUGUUUCAGGGAUGCACAUUGUGCCAGAGAGGCUGUCUGAGCUAGCAGGCAGCACAGGAGGAAAUCAGUCAUUGAUAAUUUGAUAUCUA
Messenger RNA from Chlamydomonas reinhardtii, 2867 nucleotides. RefSeq lists its product as uncharacterized. The coding region runs from base 40 to 1428 and encodes 462 amino acids. The record is from RefSeq and is a predicted model, not a curated record. The transcript is spliced from 3 exons. Lineage: Eukaryota; Viridiplantae; Chlorophyta; Chlorophyceae; Chlamydomonadales; Chlamydomonadaceae. Gene Ontology annotation, molecular function: DNA helicase activity. Gene Ontology annotation, biological process: telomere maintenance; DNA repair.